Molecule: messenger RNA, 541 nt
Organism: Trifolium pratense (red clover)
Lineage: Eukaryota; Viridiplantae; Streptophyta; Magnoliopsida; Fabales; Fabaceae
Product: protein TIFY 11d-like
Exons: 3
Coding region: 97-333 (78 amino acids)
Biological process (GO): regulation of jasmonic acid mediated signaling pathway; response to wounding; regulation of defense response
Cellular component (GO): nucleus
Source: RefSeq, a predicted model, not a curated record
AAUCAUUUGUCAUUUUUAAUUCCUUUCUUUCAGUGAACAUUACACCCUUACAGUGUAAUUAAGGGUACAAAGAAGGAAGAAACUAGAUGUGCACAAAUGAAAAUCUUUUAUGAUGGAGAAGUGAUUGUGCUUGAUGAUAUUUCAGAUGAAAAAGCCAAGGACAUCAUGGUCUUUUCUACCAACAACUAUGCUGCUUUUAUUUGGAUGAAAGCUUCACUUCAUCGGUUCUUGGAGAAAAGGAAGAAUAGGGCACCAUAUCAAACAACUUAUCCAGCAACAACCAUUAAUAAGACAAUUGAUAAAUCCAUGGCAUGGCUCUCCCUUACACCAUAAUCACAACAACACAAAUCUGACGUUAACUCCACCUCGGUGAUAUUUUAACUGAUUUUGUUUUGUUGGACAGACUCCAACAUUUUACGGGCUUCUCUGCUACCCUUUUGUUGUUUCUCUAUGACUGGAUCAAUUAGAUCAUGUGUAUUUAUUUAUUUUUGUAAGAAUGAGUCCUAUGCUAAAAAAUAUCUAUACAUAUUUGUGAAUGUUG